GUUGGGAUCUGGGUAGACUUUUAACUAUAUUCUAAACCAGUUUCUAAAUCCCCAACUCGUAACAGAAGUAAAUGAUGACAGACAGUGAAGUAAGUGAUGACAGACAGUGAAGUCAGUGAUGACAAAAGAAAUUACUGAGGAAGAUCUGAGGGCUGUUGGCUCCAUGUUGGUGAAUCAUUAAUAUUUACUGACAAUUAAGACAAAUGUCAGAUGUGGAAGUUGAUUGAGUGGCUCCGGGCGACGUUUGCUUCAGCUGAUCUUGUGGCACCGCGAGGCAUAAUGAGAGUGUGGGUGUGGGUGAUGAUGUGGGCGUGUAUGGGGCGGGUAGUGUGGGUGUACCCAACCUGGGAGGUGAACGUGGGUGUGGAUGCUCCUUACUGUGAGUACAGGAGUCCCACACUCGUCUGUGACUACAAGAAAGUGAAUCAGAUGGUGAAUAUGGUGCAGGUGAACGAUACAGUGCAGAUGGUGUUUGUGAACAACGCGGUGAAGCUACAGCUGAGUGAGUCUGUGUGUGUCAGUGUUAUGUUGAAGAAUGUGGCCGACGUGGUGGUGGUGAAGGGCAAGGACCACCCCUGUCACCGCCACCUUACACUCUCAGCCACAAACUCAACCUUGAACAGACUGCCCGGCCGGAUGGGUCACGUUCACCUGGAGGACGUCAACAUCACCUCGCUGGACACCACCGUCAACAUCACACAAUUCAUCGUCAUCAACUCCAUCGUCAAAGUCCUCGACAUUUCCAGCCCCCUGACCAGCGGCGCCUCCGUUGACUUCGUCUCAACCCACAUAGACACUCUCCAGAGCCUUCACGUAGCUGAUGGCUCAGAGGUUCUGCUGCAGAAAACAAAACUUCACGAUGUUGCUUCUAAGGCUGUGAUAAUAGACGGAGGAAACUUGGUGAUGAGAAACUCUUCUAUAGUCAGAGUAGCAGAGGAGAGUGUCAUCAUGUUUCCAGGAUCUCACCUCAGUCUAGAACACUUCUUUGGUAGCUUGAGGGUGAAAGCUGUGGAGAGUGUUGCUGCCACGAGUCGUCCAACACCACAGUGUCCUACAAGGUCCAGUGAGUGUGAGCCAGUGACCAGUUAUCUCGGUGGGUUUGUAACUUGCCUCUUACUACUGAUGGUCUCGGUCACCAUAAACAUAUUGGGUGUUGUCUACGUGAAACACAACUACCCACAAAACGUCGGUCAAAAGACGACAGAAGAACACCAAGACCAGCGAGAACCUGAGUCUUGUGUUGAAUAUUCUAAGGAUGAAGAAGAAAACCUGUUACUUCAACAGUCACCUUCAGACAGUUUCCUGACGUACAUAAACAGUCUCUCACAGUUACUCAAAGAUUUUAGUGAUGAUCUACAAAGUGUAAACUCAAAACAUGAAUCAUUUACCUCGGAGGUGAGUCUUAAAGACGAAGCUGAGAUGAGCGAGAUGAAAGAUAAUCCAGAUGGAAAGUUGAGUGAAAAUAAUGAGUCGAAAACACCGAAGAUUUUAGAGUUGGAAAAAGAGAUACAAGAGUUGAAGUCUUCAGCAAAUGAUAGGGAUAAAACAUAUAUAUUACGAGAUACACAAGAGCUCUUAGAAGCAGAAUAUAAGAGCAACAAACUCGAUAAUACACGUAAUAAAAACGCACAAAAAUUAGUUGACAGAGAGAAAGUUUGUAGUGAGAAUCACCAGUUGCUCAACACUAUGGCCGAGAUGGGACAAGGUUGGUUAUCACGGUGGAACGAAACUCUUACAACUCAUGAUGAAAUUAUGACUCAGUUAUCACCUGUUAUGAAGUUAUUUAUAAUUACCGAUAAUUUGUUGAGUUGUAGAAUUAAUGAUGUGUUAAGUAAGUAUAAACAGCAGCGUCCAGAGACGGAGAGAAUUAUUAUGAGUUUAUCAGAAGAAGAAGAUGAAAAGUUUAGGGAAAUUGAAAAUCAAUUGUUAUCGCAACUGCCGAAGCAAGAACAACAACACUUACAAGGUCGUGAUUUUGUGAGAAAGUUUGCACGACAUUUGAUGGGUGAAAGGUUAAGCAACCAACAUCACUCAUUACAACUGGAGCUCCUCAAGGUUCGUCACUACAUAAAGUUACAACAAGAAAUGAUGAAUCACUCAAGAGCUGACGAUAAGUUACGUCACCGGGAAGCUCUCGUGAGGCACCAAGAGAAGCACCUGACGGACAUACAGACAAUACUUAACACUAUAUUGUUUAUACAGAGUUCUUAUGUUGCCUUACUGAAGCAGAUAUUUGACCGACAGACACAGGACUGAACAAGACGAGGGUGAACCUUCAACACGGGACUGAACAAGACGAGGGUGAACCUUCAACACGGGACUGAACAAGACGAGGGUGAACCUUCAACACGGGACUGAACAAGACGAGGGUGAACCUUCAACACGUGGUUCAGACUCAGUAAAACAGUCUUUCACCUCCACGCCUUUGGCAGGGUCAGCGGCUUCGCUCUUAACUUCACUUCAUUAUACGAUGAUUUAAUUGAUUCUUUUAAUGUUAUUGUACAAUUAAUCUACAAUAGUUGAUGGUAGUGUUGUAGGUUAGGUAUUGUUGUCACUGUGCACAUAAUUAUAUUUGUUAACAA
Molecule: messenger RNA, 2582 nt
Organism: Homarus americanus (American lobster)
Lineage: Eukaryota; Metazoa; Arthropoda; Malacostraca; Decapoda; Nephropidae
Exons: 3
Coding region: 211-2256 (681 amino acids)
Source: RefSeq, a predicted model, not a curated record